AGUGAACAAAUAAACAAACCCGGUCGGCUGUUCAAACACAAGCAUGCCUUAAAAAACGAAAUAUCGGGGGCAACUGAAAGAAAGGGGAACAAAAUGUUGUGUAGCCGUCGCAGAACAAAUUAAUGCAGCGCCACAGUUUGUUGAUAAGCGAGUAGCGCCGUGUGGGUGCGCACCUGAGACACAUAGUUAUAGGAAACCACUUGCCUGGGUCGGAGUUCGUACUCGUGAGGGCCCAGAGCCGAGAGUCAAGAUGAGCAAAGUUCAAAGUGUGGUGAACAAGCUGCACGAACGCAUCGACUAUCUCAUGGAAAAAUGUCCCAACAUGACUGCAGCGCCGUACAAUUACAACUACAUCUUCAAAUACAUCAUCAUUGGUGACAUGGGCGUGGGAAAGUCCUGCCUGCUGCACCAGUUCACUGAAAAGAAAUUCAUGGCAAACUGCCCUCACACGAUCGGCGUAGAGUUUGGCACACGCAUCAUCGAGGUGGACGAUAAGAAAAUCAAGCUUCAGAUCUGGGACACAGCGGGACAGGAAAGAUUCAGAGCCGUCACACGGUCGUAUUAUAGAGGAGCGGCCGGUGCCCUCAUGGUCUAUGACAUCACCAGACGCUCGACGUACAAUCACCUGAGCAGCUGGCUCACCGACACGCGCAAUCUCACCAACCCCAGCACUGUGAUCUUUCUUAUUGGCAACAAGUCGGAUUUGGAAAGCACUCGUGAGGUUACCUACGAGGAGGCCAAGGAGUUUGCCGACGAGAACGGUCUCAUGUUUCUCGAAGCGAGUGCAAUGACUGGCCAGAACGUGGAAGAAGCAUUUCUCGAGACAGCACGAAAGAUCUAUCAGAACAUUCAAGAGGGACGACUCGAUCUGAAUGCCUCCGAGUCCGGGGUGCAGCACCGACCCUCGCAGCCGUCACGAACUUCGCUGAGCAGCGAGGCUACGGGCGCCAAGGAUCAGUGCUCGUGCUAAAUGGAUGCGAUGCACCUUACCUUUACAAACAGCCCUAGAUAUAGAAAUCUAUUUUUAUUUUUUAGCCGACUCGUAAUUUACUGGCCCAAAAGCAAAAACCAAUGUAUGUAGUUAAAUGAUUCGAUUAAGCAUAAAAGUGUGUGAGCGAGCAACAGCAAAAACAAAAACCAAAAUAUAAAAAGCCCUCCCCGAUAAUAAGAAAAACUCUAAACCACUUUAACAUUUCUAUUAACGAGUAAGCAUAAAUAUUAGAAAAUUGAAAACGUUUGUUGGUUAUCGCGAUUAUUUUUUAUGCAUCGUUAAAGGAGCCACCAAAGUCGACUAUGAAAUUUCGAAAAGUUUAUCGCUAUAUUCGCCCCCACUCACUUGACCCAAACUUAACAGUCGGCAGAUCGCGGAUUUUGUUAGUUGUAUCUCUGUAUAUAUAUAUAUACAUGUAUGCAUAUAAAUAUAUACUUAUAUAAUAAUGAAUAUUUGACUCUCCUUUUAUUAAUUAUAAACAUUUUUUGUUGAGUAUUUGUUGUAGACACGUGCAAGAAGGCGAGAAAUCGAUCAAUGUUAUAUGAAUAUAAACGAUGUAUUAAUGGCAUAAUGCAUUAGGAAAUAAAUAAAAACGGUAUUUAUAAAGCC
Molecule: messenger RNA, 1600 nt
Organism: Drosophila serrata
Lineage: Eukaryota; Metazoa; Arthropoda; Insecta; Diptera; Drosophilidae
Gene: Rab14
Product: RAS oncogene family member Rab14
Biological process (GO): endocytic recycling; defense response to bacterium; Golgi to endosome transport
Cellular component (GO): trans-Golgi network; phagocytic vesicle; recycling endosome
Molecular function (GO): GTP binding; GTPase activity
Source: RefSeq, a predicted model, not a curated record